Messenger RNA from Myotis daubentonii (Daubenton's bat), 3016 nucleotides. It is a transcript of the gene SDR42E2, whose product is annotated as short chain dehydrogenase/reductase family 42E, member 2. The coding region runs from base 14 to 1945 and encodes 643 amino acids. The record is from RefSeq and is a predicted model, not a curated record. The transcript is spliced from 13 exons. NCBI's taxonomy places the organism in Eukaryota, Metazoa, Chordata, Mammalia, Chiroptera, Vespertilionidae. Gene Ontology annotation, molecular function: oxidoreductase activity, acting on the CH-OH group of donors, NAD or NADP as acceptor. Gene Ontology annotation, biological process: steroid biosynthetic process.
GGCUCAGUAAAGGAUGAAGCCCAACCCAGCAGGCUCCUCCGCAGAAGCCUGCCAAGCUGCAGGCCAGAAGGAGAAGAGCUGCCCUGUCUGCCAGGCCUCGGGAGGGGGCUCCGGCCUGGGGUCUGAGUCAGGGCCUGGCCUGAGUUCUGGUGCUGUGUCCAGACCUACUCCAGGGCCUGGUGCUGCUCCGGGACCUGGUGCUGCUCCUGGGCCUGGGCCGGGACCUGGUGCUACUCCAAGGCCUGGUACUGCUCUGGGGCCUGGUGCUGCUCCAGGACCUGGGCCGGGACCUGGUGCUGCUCCGGGAUCUGGUGCUGCUUCGGGACCUGGGCCGGGAUCUGGUGCUGCUCCGGGAUCUGGUGCUGCUCCGGGACCUGGUGCUGCUCCGGGAUCUGGUGCUGCUUUGGGACCUGGGCCGGGAUCUGGUGCUGCUCCGGGAUCUGGUGCUGCUCCGGGACCUGGUGCUGCUCCGGGACCUGGUGCUGCCUCGGGAUCUGGUGCUGCUCCAGGACCUGGUGCUGCUCCGGGAUCUGGUGCUGCUCCGGGACCUGGUGCUGCUCCAGGACCUGGUGCUGCUCCGGGACCUGGUGCUGCUCUGGGACCUGGUGCUGCUCCGGGACCUGGUGCUGCCUCGGGACCUGGUGCUGCCUCGGGAUCUGUACCUUGGCCUGGGGUAGGGCCUGGGAUCAGACGUGAGUCUGGGACUGGUCCCAAACCCAGUGAGCCCACGACAGCCCCAUCACCAGCAUUGCAGCAGAAGACUCAAUCCACACCUGCGCAGGCCCCGAGACAGAAGGUUCUGGUGACUGGAGGAGGAGGCUACCUGGGCUUUAGCCUCGGCUCCAGCCUGGCCAAGAGUGGCACUUCUGUCAUCCUGCUUGACCUCCGCAGACCCCAGUGGGAGCUGGUCCCAGGGACUGAGUUCAUCCAGGCUGACGUCCGAGAUGAGGAAGCCCUGCUCCGUGCCUUCGAAGGGGUGGACUGUGUCUUCCACGUGGCCUCCCAUGGCAUGUCUGGCGCCGAGAAGCUUCAAAAAGAGCAGAUUGAGUCUAUAAAUGUCGGUGGCACCAAACGGGUGAUCGAUGUUUGUGUCCGCCGGCGAGUUCCAAGGCUCGUCUACACCAGCACCGUCAACGUCGCUUUCGGCGGGAAGCCCAUCGAGCAGGGCGAUGAGGACUCCGUGCCGUACUUCCCGCUGGAGAAGCACAUGGACGACUACUCCCGGACCAAAGCCAUCGCCGACCAGUUGACCCUCACGGCCAACGGCACGCCUCUCGCAGGAGGAGGCACUCUACGCACCUGUGUACUCCGGCCCCCGGGGAUCUAUGGCCCUGAAGAGCAGAGGCACCUGCCCCGUGUGGCGAGCCACAUCAAGAAGAGGCUGUUCAUGUUCCGAUUCGGGGACCGCAGGACCAGGAUGAACUGGGUCCACGUGCACAAUCUGGUGCAGGCGCACGUGCUGGCGGCUGAGGCCCUCACUGCGGCCAAGGGCUACGUGGCCAGCGGGCAAGCCUACUACAUCAAUGACGGGGAGAGCGUCAACCUGUUUGAGUGGAUGGCUCCGCUGUUUGAGAAGCUGGGGUACAGCCAGCCCUGGAUCCAGGUACCUACCUCCUGGGUUUACCUGACAGCCACGGUGAUGGAGUACCUGCACCUGGCCCUGAGGCCCAUCUGCAGCGUCCCGCCGCUGCUCACCCGGAGUGAGGUGCACAGCGUGGCCGUCACGCACACCUUCCGGAUCGGCAAGGCCCGCGCCCAGCUGGGCUAUGCUCCGGACAAGUUCAACUUCGCGGACGCCGUGGAGCGAUACGUGCAGACCACGGCCCCGCGGCCCCGCGGGCCCAGGGCGCGGGCGCUCCUGCGGCUGCUGCUCGGGCUGCUGCUGCUCCUCGGGCUGCUCGCCGCGGCCCUGCACUUCCUUCGCCUGCAGCCGUCAGUCGUCUGACCAUCGGCCGGUUUGUCCUGGCCCCGCCUCUGCUCCACCCUCCGGCCUCGGACCGCCCCUGCCCGUUCCGGAGCCAUGGCCACGCCCCUGCCUGUCCUCUGGGUCUUGGUCCUGCUUCUCGCUCGGGCCCGGCCCGGUACCGAUGAGGUCCUAGCCUUAGGCCCGCUCCGUCUGACGGGACUUCUCCCCACCCCUGUCCAGUCCUGGGUCGCCCCGGUCUCCCCUGCUUCGGUUCCUUCUUUUCCUGGACCGAGGGGUGCGCCUGAGCCCACCCUUGUUGCUCCUCCCUCUGGAUCCGGCCCCGCCCCUCUCCCACGUGCCCUACCCUGGCCCCGCCCCUCCCGCUCUGGCUCCACCCCCUCCAGCCACGCCGCGGGGGUGAGUUCCGGGGGCCUGGCCUCCGCGGUCGGUAGUGGCAGGUGCAGGCUGGGGAGCUUGCAGAGUUUUCAUCGUCCGCUGCGGCCUCUAUGGGGACUGCACCCUCCUCGCUCCCCAGCUUCCAGGGCUCGUCCUCAGAUGCUCCGGGAUCCUGGUUCGACCCGUUCUAGCAGCGCUGCGUCUGAUCGCUCCCGCCUGGGCUCGCUCACUCCCGCCUGGGCUCGCUCACUCCCGCCUGGGCUCGCUCACUCCCGCAGGCCCCCGCCCCGUGUGUUGAUACCCCCGCGUCUGCCCAGCACGACCUGGCCGUUUGGGUUCCGGUUUACGCGUCCGGGGGUGACUCGGCAUAGUAAACACAGUACUAGCGGCGACAUUCAAAACAAACAGAAACGUUUUAAAUAAUUAAACGUCUGGAAAAAGUACCGAUAUGGUUAUAAGAGGAAGAAUUAGAACUUGGUCCUAUCUUAUAAUUUAGUAGUGCUUCUGUUUGUAAAGGAGACGGCAGUGGUGGUCACCAUAAUCUUUGGUAUUUAAACCCACAAGAUGUCUUCAUCAGCCUUGCUCCCCACGGAAGCGGCGCCUCUCCCAUGUGCUGGUGUGGACGCCAGGAGCAGUGUGUAAAUACUCCAUGGAUAUCACAAAACCCACCCGUGAAACUGGCCGAGCAAACUAUGGAUCCUGGAAAAGAGGAAA